This is a messenger RNA of Synchiropus splendidus (mandarinfish), 2494 nucleotides long. It is a transcript of the gene tapt1a, whose product is annotated as transmembrane anterior posterior transformation 1a. Lineage: Eukaryota; Metazoa; Chordata; Actinopteri; Syngnathiformes; Callionymidae. The coding region runs from base 8 to 1753 and encodes 581 amino acids. The record is from RefSeq and is a predicted model, not a curated record. Gene Ontology annotation, biological process: positive regulation of cilium assembly; maintenance of protein localization in endoplasmic reticulum. Gene Ontology annotation, cellular component: ciliary basal body; endoplasmic reticulum membrane. The transcript has 15 exons.
AACAAAGAUGGCGGAUAUGUCGGGGACCGAGCUGUCAGAGGAAAAAGACGCCGACCCGGUGCUUCAGAGCCGGGGUGGACCUCCUCCCUGGGUGGACCUCCACAAGUCCGGGAGAGUCGCUGUCUCCCCCAAACUGCCCGAGACUUUGGGCUUCUAUGAUUUCAGCUUCGUCAGGCAGCAGCGGGAAAACUCGGCAGAUUCAUCGCUGACCCGCUUUGUCUGUGCCGAGCUCACCAGAGGAUACUUCCUGGAGCACAAUGAGGCCAAAUUCACCGAGCGCCGGGAGAAGGUUUACACAUGCAUGCGCAUCCCCAAAGAGCUGGAGAAGCUGAUGAUCUUCGGCUUCUUCCUGUGCGUCGACGCCUUCCUCUACAUCCUCACUCUGCUGCCGCUCAGGGUCCUGCUGGCUGUGCUGCGGCUGCUCACGCUGCCGUGCUGCGGCUUCAGGGCACACACUUGCCCGUACUGCCAGAGAAGCAGUGGGUCCCGGCUACUGCAGCCAGCGCAGGUCUGCGACAUGUUGAAGGGUCUGAUCCUGCUGCUCUGCUUCUCCAUGAUGCACUACGUGGACUACUCCAUGAUGUACCACCUGAUCCGAGGACAGUCUGUCAUCAAGCUCUACCUCAUCUACAACAUGCUGGAGGUGGCCGAUCGGCUCUUCUCCUCCUUUGGUCAGGACAUUCUGGACGCUCUCUACUGGACAGCCACAGAACCUAAAGAGCGCAAGAGAGACAGUAUCGGCGUCAUCCCUCACUUUCUGAUGGCCGUCUUCUACGUCUUUCUUCACGCCAUCCUCAUCAUGGUCCAGGCCUCCACCCUCAACGUGGCCUUCAACUCUCACAACAAGUCUCUGCUCACCAUUAUGAUGUCCAACAACUUUGUGGAGAUCAAGGGAAGUGUGUUCAAGAAGUUUGAGAAGAACAACUUGUUCCAGAUGUCCAACAGCGAUAUCAAAGAACGCUUCACCAGCUACGUGCUGCUGCUCAUCGUGUGUCUCAGGAACAUGGAGCAGUUCUCGUGGAAUCCAGAACACUUGUGGGUUCUGUUCCCUGAUGUCUUCAUGGUGGUGACCAGUGAAGUGGCGGUGGACAUCAUCAAACACGCCUUCAUCACCAAGUUCAACAACAUCACAGCCGACGUCUACAGCGAGUACAGAGCCAGUCUGGCUUUUGAUCUUGUCAGCAGUCGGCAGAAGAACGCCUGCACGGACUACAGCGACUCGGUGGCUCGCAGGAUGGGCUUCAUCCCUCUGCCCCUGGCUGUCCUGCUGAUCCGAGUGGUCAUCAGCUCCGUGAAGGUCCAGGGAGCGUUGUCUUACACCUGCGUCCUCCUCUUCUAUCUGGGGCUGGUCUCACUGAAGGUCCUCAACAGCAUCGUGCUGCUGGGCAAGUCCUGCAUCUACGUCAAGAGGGCGCACAUGGAGGACAAGCUGUUUGAAAGACCCUCCGCCUCCUCACCUCCUCAGGCCAAGCCGGACGCCACACCUCCAGGUGAGAUGAAGCUGCAGCAGCGGAGUCCUCCGCCACCUGCCUUCAUCACCGUGCAGCCAGCUCCUCUCGCCGACCUGCUUCCUCCACGGACACAGCCAUCGCCCCCUGCUGACCCGCCUCCUCCGACUCCACCCCCCGACCCUCCUCUCGCCACGCAGGACGAGGAGGACAAGACGCAGAGCUGCGAGCUGAAGCUCAGGACUCAGAAGAAAGACCUCUUGGAGAUUGACCGCUUCACCAUCUGUGGGAACCGCAUCGACUGAGCGGCGGUGAGCAGGUGACUGUCUCAGGUACGACGAGGACCCACGGCUCUGACGACAGUGUUUAUUCCAGUGGAGGGGGAGUGGACGCUAAUGGACCUGUGAGUGAGUGCGCACCAGUGUGCGAGUGUGAGCAAGGGUGUGAGCACGAGCUGGCCAACAGACACUUCUGUCAGCCUGCUGCUUUCUGACUGAACCGAAACUCCAGGAGUAACUUCCUCGGAAGCUUUGUCUCCAUGACUCCUCCAAGUGUCCUUGCUCGUCCGCCCCUUCACAGUCGAGUCAUUCCCACCGUCCUAAACACCCCUCGGUUGAGGGUGAGGUCCACACAGAGAGAUUUCACUCUGGCCAACUAGGAUGCCAUGAUGGGACCUGAAACACCGUGUGUUGGGCACACGCCUCCCACACUUCAGCUCUACUCUGAGCCUCUGAUGGAUGACCUUCCACAGAGAGCUGUUGUGUGAAUGGACGAGUUCCGCUGGCAGGAAGUUCUCCAGCAGAACCUUGACAAAUCUACCUCAGCUGGUGUGUCCAGACCGGAGGCACGGCGAGUUCCGCUGCCGGAGCGUCGAGUCUCUGCCAAACUCCUGGCUAUGGCGCUCGUCGAUGAAGCAAUAUUGACUGAAGCCUUUCCUUUGGUUUUGAAGUGUUUUGGUGAUAAUUCUAUUUAUUUCUGCAGUUUGAUCUUAAUCUGAUGGUAUUUAUCUUCAGUUCAUCAUCAAUAAAUGCUUUUGUCUCACUCUG